Molecule: messenger RNA, 1122 nt
Organism: Talaromyces marneffei
Lineage: Eukaryota; Fungi; Ascomycota; Eurotiomycetes; Eurotiales; Trichocomaceae
Exons: 3
Coding region: 1-1122 (373 amino acids)
Source: RefSeq, a predicted model, not a curated record
AUGGCAGAGGGCGCGACAAUCAACGCUCACGAUGUUCGAAAUCUAGUCAACGGAAAUGUCGCGGGAGACCAGAUUGGGGGAAACAAAUUCGGAGGUGAUCAAGUUGCAGGAAACAAGAUCACGUUUGAGAUACGCAAUAUCACAUUCGAUCCCGCGAUCAUAAAACAGCUAGGGUUAGACAACACAGAAACUGGUAUCUCAGACGAUCUUCGAAGGAUUGGCCAGCUGGUCUCGAGCAUGAUUCUUGCUGAGCUUCGAGAGAACAACUCGAUGUCUCCAAACACCAUCGUCGGAGUACCGGAAACGAGACGCGCGCUCGAAGAAUUUCACACAUUACGCUACGCUGGUACUUUCGACACAUGCAAAGGCAGCCCUGUCAUAAAACUCUCCGAUAUACUCCCACUCUUGGUUACGGAGGCCCCAGUGGAUCCAAAAACAACCCUCCGCUAUUAUACCUUGAUGCGCAACAUUCGACAACGGAAGGAAGGCGAUACAACAAUUUGUUUGCGACAAUCUCGGCGGCUUCGUGACUGGGAUGCAAAGUCUCACUCCUCUCUGCUACUUGUCAAAGGCUCGUUUGCUUCUCGUCACAUCGUUAGGGACUUCACUGCAGAUAUAAUUAAUGAACUCCACAAAGAAAAGACUCUUAUUGCCUGGGUACUCAAGCCGAGAGGCGAGCAGUCGUAUACGUUUGAUAUUACAGGUGUUCUAAAACAUCUUGUCCUCCAAAUUCUGCAACAAAGCCCAGCAACCAUGAAUGAACGCGAUGCUUCACUUGCUGCUCGAAGAGUUCAGAAUACGUAUACUAUCGAAGAUUGGUUCAGCUUCUUAGGAUCUAUCAUAGGAGGAUUGAAGAAGGUUUACCUCGUAAUCGAUAUGGAGGCAUUGGCUGGCGAGGCACAGGAGCAUAAAUGGUCAGAUUCGUUUACCAAACUAUUCGAAAAGCUGCAGGCGCAUCAAACCCCUACGACGGUAAAGGUCGCUUUUACCACCUGCCGCAAGCCCAUAAUGAGGCAAUAUCAAGCCGUGUCCGAAACUGUCAUCGACGCCGAUGCCCCCCAGACGGGGACAAGAUUGCAGUCACGUUUUUCAAGAAUGACAAAGCGAGCAACGAGCCUAUAA